AUGGUGGCCCUGUGGAUGGGCAAGCAUAGACAGGGGCUCCUGCUAGAUAGGGUCCCAGGUGGAGUUGCGCACAAAAGGCCAGGCAACAAGCUCCCACCAGAUGUGCUGCCCUAUGCAACCCACUGUCCUGAGCUUCUCCACUGUCCCUGUGCCCUGGUCCAGCUUGAGAGCGUGGAAGCUGCUGGCCAGGCCUUCACUACCUUACAGGAAGACCCUAGGGGCUUUCGAGUGGUGAGGCUGGUCAAGAAAGGCCAUCACCAGAAUGGGCCUGGGGUGGAAGGAGGCAGCAUUCCGCUAGCCCCCUGUGCCAGCUUAGAGGCUCAGGAACCCAAAACAUCAUUCUCUCCUAAUCUGUUGGGUCCCUUGCCCACAGUGACCCAUUCCUGGUCCUGGGGUCCCAAUUUUGUUCCUCCCCUGCCCAGGCUUGAUGUGAGCAACCUACCUCAUGGCCCUGAUGGCACAAGAGUCACUGGUGAGUUUUUGGGCAGUAUUUUAUGGAGAACUCAAAGAUGGUUUAUUUUCAAUUAUAUAUCCUAUCAUCUCCCCACAGUGAAUCCCUGCUGCUAUUACCCAUGUCAAAACAAAGGUAUCUGUAUACAUUUUGAACUAGACCAGUACCAUUGUGAUUGUACCAGAACUGGCUACUAUGGGCCCAAUUGCACCACGCCAUUGCUAUGGACGAAGAUUUCAAAACACCUAUAUCCUAGCCAUUCCUUCGUCCACUUCCUCCUGACCCACGCUAGCUGGAUCUGGAAGUUGAUCAACGCUACCUUCCUCCGAGAUGUUCUUAUGAGGCUUAUUAUUACAAGUCGAACAAACCUGAUUCCUAGCCCACACAUCUACAACUCAUACCAUAACUACAUGAACUGGGAGUCCUAUUCCAAUUUGAGCUACUAUUCCCGAGUCCUACCCCCUGUACCUGAAGACUGUCCUACCCCCAUGGGGGUCAAAGGGAAGAAACAGCUGCCAGACCCAGAGGUGCUGGUCACAAAUUUCCUGAUCCGGAAAAAGUUUGUGCCCGAUCCUCAAGGGACCAAUCUCAUGUUUGCCUUCUUUGCCCAACACUUCACCCAUCAGUUCUUCAAGACAUCUUUAAAGUUGGGGUCUGCCUUCACCAGUGCCCUGGGCCAUGGGGUAGACCUCAGUAAUGUUUAUGGAGACAACCUGAAGCGCCAGUACCAGCUACGCCUUUUUAAGGAUGGGAAGCUCAAGUUUCAGAUGGUGGAUGGGGAGAUGUAUCCACCAUCAGUGGCUGAGACUCAAGCAUCCAUGAAUUAUCCACCAACUGUACCUAAAGUUUACCAGAUGGCUGUGGGAAAUGAGCAGUUUGGGUUGCUCCCAGGCCUCAUGAUGUAUGCUACACUCUGGCUUCGGGAGCACAACCGUGUCUGUGACAUCUUGAAAUCGGAGCAUCCCACUUGGAAAGAUGAGCAGCUCUUUCAGACAGCCCGACUCAUCCUCAUAGGGGAGACCAUCAAGAUUGUCAUUGAAGAAUAUGUGCAGCACCUUAGUGGCUAUUACUUGAAGCUGAAAUUUGACCCCGAAAUGCUGUUUGGAGUCCCGUUUCAGUAUCAAAACCGUAUCUCCUUGGAGUUUAACCAUCUGUACCACUGGCACCCACUCAUACCUGACGUUUUUGUGGUGGGAGACAAGGAAUACAAUUAUAAGCAGUUUGUAUUCAACACCUCCAUGCUUUUGGACUAUGGUGUAGAGACCCUGGUGAAUGAUUUCUCCAGCCAGCGGGCAGGCAAGAUUGCUGGGAUCAAUAACGUCAACCAUAAUUUGAGGACUGUGGCUGAGAACACCAUUCGUGUAUCACGUCGCCUGAAGUUUCAGUCUUUCAAUGAAUACCGCAAACGAUUUGGCUUGAAACCCUACACCUCCUUUCAAGAGCUCACAGGAGAAAAUGAGAAAUCAGCAGAACUGGAGAAGUUGUAUGGAGACAUUGAUGCUGUGGAGUUCUACCCAGGUUUACUUCUAGAGAAAUCUCUGCCCAAUUCUAGCCUAGGGGAGAGCAUUGUGAAUAUUGGAUCCUCUUUCUCCCUCAAGGGGCUCCUGUCAAACCCUAUCUGUUCUCCUGAGUACUGGAAGCCCAGUACAUUUGGUGGUCAGGUUGGCUUUAACCUUGUCAAGACAGCCACCUUGCAGAAGCUUGUUUGUCUCAAUGUCAAAAAGUGCCCCUAUGUAUCAUUCCGUGUGCCUGAAGGCAAGUAAAAGGUGAAGAGGCCAUUUCCUGAG
Monodelphis domestica (gray short-tailed opossum) is the source of this 2238-nucleotide messenger RNA. The record is from RefSeq and is a predicted model, not a curated record. NCBI's taxonomy places the organism in Eukaryota, Metazoa, Chordata, Mammalia, Didelphimorphia, Didelphidae.